CAAAUUGUACAUAACAAUACAGAAACAACACAACCUCUCUCUCUCUCUCUCUCUCUUCCUGUAAUAUUUUGUUUGUGUGUGUGUUCUUUCUUAGAGAGAGAGAGAGAUUGAAACAAAUAUGAGUAAUAGUAAUAGGCGAGUUGAAUGUGGUUUUUGUAAUUGUGUUAACCGUAGUAGUAUGUUAUUUUUUGUUGUUGUUACGGUGGUGAUGAUGGGGGGUGUGAAAGCAAAAGGAGGGGGUUCAUCGAGGAAUGAAGAAUGUGAGUUGUUUACAGGAACAUGGGUUGAGGAUGAAUCGUAUCCGUUGUAUGAAACAGCCACGUGUCCGUUCAUAGAGCGCGAGUUCAGGUGUGAAACAAAUGGACGACCUGAUCUGAUUUAUACCCAUUACAGAUGGCAACCACUUGCCUGCAAUUUACUCAGAUUCGACGGACAAGAUUUUUUGGAGAGAAUGAGGGGAAAGAGCAUUAUGUUUGUGGGAGAUUCAUUGAGUAGAAAUCAAUGGCAGUCUUUGACUUGCUUGCUUCAUUCUGCAGUGCCCAAUUCCAAUUAUACUUUGGCUAGAGUUGGAGAUGUUUCUAUAUUUACAUUUACGGAGUAUGAAGUGAAAGUAAUGCUAGAUAGGAACGUGUAUCUAGUAGAUGUUGUGAAAGAGGAUAUAGGGAGAGUAUUGAAGCUUGAUUCCAUAGAAGGAAGCAAGCUAUGGAAUGGGAUUGAUAUGCUAAUCUUUAACACAUGGCAUUGGUGGUCCCGUAGAGGACCCACUCAACCAUGGGAUUAUAUCCAAGUUGGGAGUCAAGUAAUGAAAGACAUGGAUAGAAUGAAGGCUUUUGAAAAAGCACUCAAAACAUGGGCAGCAUGGGUAGAUGCUAACAUCGACCCUGCAAAAGUACAAGUCUUCUUUCAAGGGAUUUCCCCAUCUCAUUACAAUGGCAGCCUAUGGAAUGAACCAAGUGCAAAGAGUUGUAUCCGAGAGAAGACACCGGUGGCCGGAUCGACCUAUCCCGGCGGAUUGCCACCGGCUGUGGACGUGUUAAAGAGUGUGCUAAGCACAAUUAAGAAACCAGUCACACUUUUAGACAUUACAACUCUCUCACUUCUAAGAAAAGAUGGUCAUCCUUCAAUUUAUGGACUUUUUGGUGCAAAAGGAAUGGAUUGCAGUCAUUGGUGUCUUUCUGGUGUUCCUGAUACUUGGAAUGAGAUACUUUACAACAUUAUUAUUUAAUAUAAGAAUUAUUUUUUAUUAAUUGAAUUGGGGGGUUUAGUGGAUUUUUAUAGAUAAAAAAAUUUAUAUAGAGAAUUAGGGGUGGCUGGAUAUGAUUUUGAUAACUGACUACCUUCUUGUAAUUCCUUCUAUUCUUAAAGUGAAUAAUAAUGAGAAAAUAAAUGAGGUUAUUGAAUUGCACUA
This is a messenger RNA of Cicer arietinum (chickpea), 1408 nucleotides long. Its product is annotated as protein trichome birefringence-like 41. Gene Ontology annotation, molecular function: O-acetyltransferase activity. NCBI's taxonomy places the organism in Eukaryota, Viridiplantae, Streptophyta, Magnoliopsida, Fabales, Fabaceae. Gene Ontology annotation, cellular component: Golgi apparatus. The record is from RefSeq and is a predicted model, not a curated record.